GACGCGGCUCGAGCUCGACCCAAAGCGGGAGCACGAGAGCAGGAGGGGGAUUUCCAACUCGAGCCCCCACUUCCCCGAGCUUGUUUUGCUUUCGGUCUGGACACAGAAACAGAAAUAAAGGACGGCCUCACUUUCCAUUUAUUCGGGUUUUAAAACCUCUAAUACAUAAAUUUGUGCGUGUGACUGUGGCAGCAGGACUGUGAAGCUUCAGGACAGCCACACUGAGCAGGUAACAUUUUGAUUUCCGCAUUUAAACGCUGUUGACUUGACACCACACAGACUUCCUACAGGACGACAUGACGGAUUCCGAGCUCGCCCUGACAAGAUGCCAGUGGAAAGAAUGAGGAUGCGACCGUGGCUGGAGGAACAGAUCGAAUCCUGUCAAAUACCAGGGCUGAAAUGGGUUAACAAAGAAAAGAGAAUCUUUCAGAUUCCUUGGAUGCACGCUGCACGUCACGGCUGGGACCUGCAGAAAGACGCCCCGCUCUUCAUGAAAUGGGCCAUACAUACUGGUAAAUUCCAGCAAGGCAUAGAUCGCCCUGAUCCAAAGACAUGGAAGGCUAAUUUCCGCUGUGCCAUGAACAGCCUGCCAGACAUCGAGGAGGUGAAGGACAAAAGCAUCAAAAAGGGAACCAAUGCCUUCAGAGUCUACAAGAUGCUCUCCUCGUCAGAAAGAAGCAUGAAGAAAGGAAAGAAGAAGGCAGACAAGGAGGGGAAAGUCAAGGGAAAUAAAGAGGCAGCAUCUCCAUCUCCAGACAGGACUCACUGUGAUGCGGGAGCUAUUGACUACUCCAAACAGGAGACGAUAAAGCAGGAAGUCUUGGAGCCAACAAUAACAGAUUGUGCCUCAGCCAUUCACAGUUCAGUAGACGACCACGUGAUCACUAGCGAGCAGCUGCCGUUCGUGUGCCAGACGAUUGAAGUGACCACCGAGAACGAAGAGCAGACUGUUAGCUCCUCCCACUCGUAUCCACUUCAAAUCUCUCCUGUGUCAUCAUGCUGCGGCAGCGACACGGACAGCGACACAGAAGACACCAAAGAGGGUGUCAGUGCCGUCUGGCGACGGGACUACAGCACAUCAGUUCUCAGGGUUCCUUCAUAUCCCCUCCCCAGCAUGGCCACCUUCGUCAGUGGAAGCAAGCCAAACUUCAGGGUCACCAGCACUCGAGACCCAUCCCCACUUAUCAGCUACCACACAGACGGCUGGAUGCCAGCCUACAGCCAGAACUCUGAGACAAGCAGCCACACCCAUGAGAUGCGUGCAAGUGUCAUCAUGAAAACCUCUGACAUCACAUCCUCCUGACCUCUGACUUCAGACCACAUGUAUCAUCACUGUUUCCAGGGCAUAGGGAUGACAGAAAUUGUUUGAUUUCUCCAUCAGGGCUGUGAGGAGCCCAAAGAGGCCGAGCUUUAAAACCUUUGAUAUGAUCAUAGAGUCUGAUGGGCCAGAAUCCUCCCACCUUCCCUUUUUAAUUGGAGACGCUUGCUCUUUGUUGACUUAAUUGGUGAGCAUUUAAGUCCUUAUUUAUUGUUUCUGCAUCUUUAUGGAUGUAAGGGUAAGUGUGAUGUAAAUCUAGCAUGAAUAAAUAGAUUAUAUAUGCGCCCCUUGUACUACAUGUGGCCUUUUAUACCCCAGAAUCAACCAGGUGUCAUGGUAGAUCGUUGGUGCUAACACUUGAGCUCAUUCUUUGCCAAAAGAAAAUGAAGUUUCCUAUUUUUAUCUAGAGAAAGAAAACCAUCGUUUUACAACUUCCCCCUCCCCCUAGUGAGGUUAAACCAAAACUGCUCUCACUGCAUAUACAAUGUAACAAUACCAAAAGCACCACCUCACCUCUAAUUAUGAUUAUGAAAUCAUAAUUGAAUAGUCUGUGAAUGUCACACAUUGCUGGAGUCAGCAUGAGCUGUGUUGUCAGGGUUGGUGGUCAGAUUUGUUUGCUUGUCCACUGAUUUGGACCUUGUAGCCUUUUUUCCUCGUAUUGUUUUAAUCAUCACCUGAAGAGUCACAAUCAAACGUUUAGCUGACACGUACGAAAUGAGUUCAUGCUAUUCAUUUUUUUAAAGUGAAGCCGUCGCUAACUGUCGAUCACAUAGAUAUUUAUCUCCUCACAUCUUCCUCUUCAUAGAGUUUCCAGAUUUCAACACGUAGUUUGAAGUUUAUUCUUCAUGAAGUAUUACGCAUAACAACACGCCAACCAAAAUCAUAUGAGCUCAAGUGUUAGCCGCGUUAGGCUCAUGAAUUGAACGAAGAUCAUUUACCCUGAGAAGCCAUCCUUUCUCAUAUCAGAGCAUUAAGUGUAAACUUGAAUGAGAAGUUUUGAGAGGACGUUGAUCGAGAAAUCAAAGGCUGGGUAUUAAGACAGAGCUAGACAAUCAUUCGGGAGCCCUGAUUGACCCUGCAGUGGAAAGCAGUUGUGUGUGUUUGUUGUGUAUCUGUCUGUUUGUCUGGAGACCUCAGGAUAAAGUACCCGCCUACACAGACAGACAAACAGACAGUGAGAUAGACUGACUCACUGACUGCCAGACUGUGAACAAUGUUUUCAUGUCCUCUCUUCUGCCUCCUUGUGUUAAUAAUGUACAUAAGUCAUAUGUUAGUAUGCCUGCAAGCCGCUUCAGCACCUUACGGACCACACAUGUGUGUCAAUAAGUGUGUGUGUGUGUGUGUGUGUGUGUGAGAGAGAGGCAGAGAAAAAGCCUUAUUGAAGAUAUGUGCCUUUGAUGAAGUGCAGUAGGAUCAAACUAUCUGUGCUUUACUCUGCUAGUGAUGUGCCGCUAGCUUUCUGUAGCAGCGGACAGUGUUGAUGUGGGGAGCAUGGAGGGCCAUCAUUGGUUUAAUCUGCACAUUCAAAGAGAGUGUCUUUCUAUGACAAUAAGAAAAGGGAACUGUUGGCUUCAGAUACAUCCCAGAGGAAGGUGUCAUCAGCAGCAGACGUGUCACUUUGUUGUUUUUAGAUCACACUUGUUUUUGAAGUUUAGCUCUACAGUUCCCAUCCCCACUUGACUUCAGUGAGCGGAUGAAGCAGCGCAAGUCUGCCGUCUGUUUCGUCUCCAUUCUUCCCAGCUGUAAGGACAGUAGCCUUGCGCCUUAAGUUUCAUGCUUUUCAGAGCUCAAAAUGGUGAAGCAAGAGGAUGAUAUCAUAAGAGGCGUGAAUGCUCAAGUUUAAUGGUUUGAAUCAUAAGCGCAGUAUAAACGUUAAAGUGUGUGUGUGUGUGUGUGUGUGUGGGGGGGGGGGGGGGGCUCAUAAGAAAUAACCUUGGUAAAGUGUCAUUUUAACAACAUGCUUUAUAAGUGACCAAAUAUCAGAGUCUUGUUAUAGAGGCCAAACUCGCACAAACUGCAACAUAGGACAUUUCAGCUAGCUGCCAUUGAGGAGCAUUACAACGAGUUAGUGAUUCAUUAACAUCAAUACAAUGUGAAAACACACAUUCAUAUCAUCAUCUUUAUGAUGUAGCAAUGAUCUGUGUCGCUGUUUACAUCCUGGUUUGUUAGAUUAUAAAUGAUUUUGACAUUUGGCUCCAGGUUUGAAUCAUUAAUUAUCAUACUGACAUCAAACUUGAUUGAAACACCUAAUAUUGUUAUGGCACGAAAAA
This is a messenger RNA of Labrus mixtus (cuckoo wrasse), 3588 nucleotides long. It is a transcript of the gene irf2b, whose product is annotated as interferon regulatory factor 2b. Gene Ontology annotation, molecular function: DNA-binding transcription factor activity, RNA polymerase II-specific; RNA polymerase II cis-regulatory region sequence-specific DNA binding. Bases 326 to 1303 code for a protein of 325 amino acids. Gene Ontology annotation, cellular component: nucleus. The transcript is spliced from 9 exons. The record is from RefSeq and is a predicted model, not a curated record. NCBI's taxonomy places the organism in Eukaryota, Metazoa, Chordata, Actinopteri, Labriformes, Labridae. Gene Ontology annotation, biological process: immune system process; regulation of transcription by RNA polymerase II.